AUGAACACCAAGCUCUGCCGAAGGACCCGCCAAAACCCAUUGAUCCAAAUCACAAAACUACCCUCUCCAGCAAUCCCCAGCUCUCAGCUGGUUCCCACCAUCUGUUCGACGAAAUGCCUCAAAGAGGCUUUGCUGCAGCAGCUGGGAACCAAUAUGCCAUUGUCCAGGGAUGUUAACUUACCUGAUAUGCCAUUUGUGACUGAAACAAAAGCCCAGGAGGACCUCCCUGUCCCUACCCUUUGUAAAUCAGAAACCGUUUCAGGUUUGGCAUCUGCUAAGCCCGGGCAAAGUUUUGUAUGGUUCCUUCCCACGAUCAUUGAAUCUGGUUCUCCAGCAAUCAAUCUUGAUAUCAUAUACAUUUUCUCCAUAAGGGCCAUAAGGAUUGCAUUUUUCACAACCAACAACUUCAGCAAAUGGAAUUUUUUGCACCUGAAACAGUACUCAAAGAGGCUCAGUAGCUCAGGUGGAAUAUACUCCAGUGGGGUUUCAGCUCAGGACUGUGUUAGUAAAGGAGAUAAUGUUUCUGACAAUCUGGUUGCAACUGAAAACAAAAUGGCAAAUUAUCCUGAUGAUGGGGUAAUUAGUGACACUAUGACAAGUAGUGAUGUAGUCGAGGAUCAAAAAGUUGAGAUGCGGCAGAACUUGACUGAACUUGAAGGUAGUGUUCAAGCAGCAAGGGACGAUGGUUUUGCUAAUGGGAGUACUACCAUUGAUUCUGUCGAAUGA
Molecule: messenger RNA, 726 nt
Organism: Prunus armeniaca (apricot)
Lineage: Eukaryota; Viridiplantae; Streptophyta; Magnoliopsida; Rosales; Rosaceae
Source: the annotation of a GenBank genome assembly